Haliotis rufescens (red abalone) is the source of this 1110-nucleotide messenger RNA. RefSeq lists its product as uncharacterized. The transcript is spliced from 4 exons. Bases 77 to 874 code for a protein of 265 amino acids. Gene Ontology annotation, cellular component: extracellular region. Lineage: Eukaryota; Metazoa; Mollusca; Gastropoda; Lepetellida; Haliotidae. The record is from RefSeq and is a predicted model, not a curated record. Gene Ontology annotation, molecular function: chitin binding.
ACAGGUGAGCAAGCGUUAGUGUUAAGGUUUAAAAGACAGCUCUGUAAACAUCGAAUGAAGCGAGAAGCAGUCCAAGAUGAGCAUCCCCACUCUCCUCGCUCUCAGCGUCCUCCUGUCGACCACAGAUUCGACCCAGUACAUGUACCGCCUCACUAAAUACAUGGACCCUCCCACCAGCCAAACGCGCUUUUACCACGUAGGGCCGGCAUUUCCUUACCCUCAGCUGAACUACCUGUGUAAGGGCAAGGACGGGGUGAUGUUUCUACUGCCCUGGGCCUGUACGGGGUAUGUCCGAUGUGUUGGAGAUUCAGCCUACUGGAGCAGGUGCCCGGUGGAUGCUAGAACCGUUACUGGUUUGCGGGAACCAAUCUGUGUGAUGGACAGCACGGAGUGUAAGAAACAGGAGAAAGUUCGCUGGAAUGAGUUCUGUCGCCUGACCGCAAGAGGGCGCUAUCCCUCCACCCUAAGCUGCGCCUCGUUCUAUGACUGCAGUGGGGGUGCUCAGGGGUUGAAGGGGGAGUGCCCCUACCCCAGCCUCUUCAACCCAACAUCCGGGCUCUGCGAGGACUUCCGGUCUGCAGAGAAACAUUGUCACGGGAGGCCAGUGCCGAAAGCCCCAUGCGACUACCAAGCUCUCAACAUCACAUGCACAGAUCUACACUGUCUGCCCUGUUCGGAGCUACGGCCAUCUUGUGUUGGUAAACCGAAUGGGAACCACGCUCUGCCAAACCGGAUCAACUACCCUUGGUACCUCAGAUGCGAGAGAGAAAGAACUAUGGGUGUAUUGAAAUGUGAUGAAGGGAUGUUUUUCUCAUCCUUCUGUUCUCGGUGUAUACCCUUCGGUACAACAACGUGUUAUUAUUAUUAUUACUAGACACUGUGUGCGAGCAGAGAAAAAACCCUGAAAUCCGAAUGUGAGCGUAUUGCACUUAACUGUAUGCCAGAUGCACUGUGGACUUAGUGAAUCGUUUAAUGACAAUACUUUUUCAAAAACUACUACUACUACUACUACUACUACUACUACUACUACUACUAACUUAAAAAAAACCCCAUCAAUUAAAAGUUUCGUUGUUUAACGCCGCAUUCAACAAUAUUUCAGCUAUAUGACGG